This is a messenger RNA of Pristis pectinata (smalltooth sawfish), 7870 nucleotides long. Its product is annotated as tenascin-like. Bases 595 to 6786 code for a protein of 2063 amino acids. The record is from RefSeq and is a predicted model, not a curated record. Gene Ontology annotation, molecular function: protein binding. NCBI's taxonomy places the organism in Eukaryota, Metazoa, Chordata, Chondrichthyes, Rhinopristiformes, Pristidae. The transcript is spliced from 27 exons.
GUAUGUUAAAGCAAUCUUCCAAAAAAGCUAGCACCACUGUGUGGCUGCAGCUUUAAUUCAUCACUUCUACAGUCAGCCUAAAGGCAUCUUAUUACACGGAAGAUGCCAAAGUUCAUUGCUUUCAGAGAUGCUAUAUAAACGGAGAGGGGGCUGGCUUGGCUGACUAUCCACACUCUGCAGUUUCUAUAUAAGAAAAGGUGGGGGUUGCAGCUUUGUUGCUGAGCACCUAGAUAGGACUUCCUGCAAGUUACUUCUUCAAUGCAGGCACAAGGCUCCAACACAAAGCCAGAAGGACAAGUGUCUAAGAGGCAAAGGGAUUGAAUUCUUGAGUCUGUUCACUGUACAGACUGCAUGGUUUGCAGCCAGCAUAACUUAAGGUUGGCUACUUUUAUUCCAGUCCUUUCUCUGCUGAGCUGCUCUCCACACUGAGACGUUUACCAUUGCGACUCACUCUGUCCAGGCGCAAAAGGUGUGGCGGGAGCCUCAAAAGACAAAUUGCAUCAAGUAGGAACUGAAGCUUUCACGUUUCAUCACUGUGUUUAAUAUUGGAGAACAAAGAGAUUGUGGACAAUAGGAAGAUUCCAAACCACCAAAAUGGGGCUUCGGUGGCAUGCUUUAGUUUGCUUCAUGACAACUGUUUUGGUGGAACAAUCCCAUGGUGGACUUAUUAAGAAAUUUAUUAGGCAGAAGAGAGACAUCCCGCUGCCAAAGGAAGAGAAUGUCUCAUUACCAUUUGGAACACAGCCCAUAAACUUCAACCACGUCUACAACAUCAACGUUCCCCUUGGCUCUCUUUGCUUAGUGGACUUGGAGUCCCCCGAUGGCAUCGCAAAACCCAAAGCUGACUCCAGCGAACAACACAUCGAGCACACGGCUGACGGCGAAAAUCAAAUCGUCUUCACUCACCGAAUCAACAUCCCGCGGCAGGCCUGCGGCUGCGCGGCAGGGCCAGAUAUCCGCGACCUUCUCAACAGGCUGGAGGCGCUAGAGGGCCACGUGUCAUCGCUACGGGAACAAUGCGCCAACGGGGGAUGCUGUGGAAAUGGAGCACAGCAAGGAAGGGGUCGUGUUGAUGUAAAACCUUUCUGUGGAGCACAUGGAAACUACAGUACGGACACCUGUGGCUGUUUGUGUAAACCAGGCUGGAAAGGAGAAAAUUGCACAGAACCUGAAUGCCCAGCGAACUGCAAUGACAGAGGCACAUGUAUUGAUGGCAAGUGUGUAUGUGAAGCAGGCUUCACUGGUGAAGAUUGUAGCAUUGAGGAUUCUUGCCUUAAUGACUGCAGUGAUCAAGGACGAUGUAUAAAUGGAGUCUGUCAAUGCUUUGAAGGUUACACAGGGAAGGACUGCAGCCAGGAGGUGUGUAGAUUUGACUGUGGUGAACAUGGAACCUGUCUUAAAGAAGUUUGUGUCUGUGAUGAAGGGUACGCAGGUGAAGACUGCAGAAUAAAGCUUUGUCCUAACAACUGCAGUAGCCAAGGUAUCUGUGUUGAUGGGAAGUGUGUUUGUGAUGAAGGUUUAACUGGAGAAGACUGUAGGGAGCUGGCCUGUCUUAACAACUGCUAUAACCGUGGCCACUGUGUGGAUGGAGAGUGCAUCUGUGACGAAGGUUUUACCGAUGUUGACUGCUCAGAAAUUAUUUGCCCCAAUGACUGCUACGACCGUGGACGAUGUAUCGAAGGUGUAUGUCACUGUGAUGAAGGAUUCACGGGUGAAGAUUGUGGAGAACUUGUCUGCCUAAACAACUGCAGCAACAAUGGUCUUUGUGUCAAUGGCCAAUGCGUGUGCAACGAGGGCUACACGGGAGAGGAUUGUAAUGAGUGGGCCUGUCCGAACAACUGCAACAAUCGUGGCGUCUGUGUCGAUGGACAGUGCAUCUGCCAUGAAGGCUUUACUGGUGAAGACUGUGGGGAACUGGCUUGUCCAAACAAUUGCCACAACCGUGGCAGCUGCGUUAACGGGCAGUGUAUCUGUGAUCACGGCUUCACCGGCGAGGACUGCAUCGAGCUGUCCUGUCCAAACAACUGCAACAACCGUGGCCGGUGUGUCAGUGGGCAGUGCAUCUGUGAGGAGAGCUACACAGGAGAAGACUGCAGUGAGCUGGCUUGUCCCAAUGAGUGUUACGAUCGUGGGCAAUGUGUUGAUGGCCAGUGCAUCUGUGAGGAAGGUUUCACCGGAGAAGACUGCGGACAACUGGCCUGUCCAAAUGACUGCAACAACCAGGGCCGCUGUGUCAAUGGUCAGUGUGUCUGUGAUCACGGGUUCAUCGGAGAGGACUGCAGCGAGCUGGCCUGUCCAAACAACUGCAACAACCGUGGCCAGUGUGUCAGUGGUCGGUGCGUCUGUGAUUCUGAUUACAGAGGAGUAGAUUGCGGAGAACUGGCCUGUCCCAAUAACUGUAAUGACCGAGGGCGUUGUGUUGAUGGUCAAUGCAUCUGUGAUGAAGGUUAUGUCAGUGAAGAUUGCUCCGCCGUUUCACCUCCCAAGAACCUGAAGGUAACUGAAGUGACUCCCCAAACAGUGGACGUGGAGUGGCAGAAUGAGGUUAGAGUCAACGAGUACCUCAUCACCUAUGCCCCCACUGCUCCUGGGGGUCUGCAGCUGGAAAUCCGAGUGCCUGGUGACCAGCUGUCAUCCACCAUUGAGGAAUUAGAGCCGGGGAUUGAAUACUUAAUCAACGUUUAUGCUAUCCUUAACAACGAGAGAAGCAUUCCCGUCAGUGCCAGGGUAGCAACACAUUUACCCACCCCGGAUGGCUUGAGGUUCAAGUCUAUCCGCGAGACCUCCGUAGAAGUGGAGUGGGACCCUGUAGAGAUUGCGUUUGAUGGCUGGGAGAUCCUUUUCAAAGCCCCUAAGGAGGAUAAUGGCGAGAUUUUGAAUAGCCUGAAGAGGUCAGAAGUAUCAUUUGUGCAAACCGGCCUAGCUCCAGGAGAAGAGUAUGAAGUCAGCCUUCAUGUAAUGAAGAAUAACACCCGCGGGCCGCCAGCUAAACAGAAACUGACCACAAUGAUUGAUGCACCAAGCCAAGUGGAAGUGAACAAGGUCACAGACACCACUGCUCACAUCACCUGGCACAACCCAGCUGCACACAUUGAGGGGAUCAGCCUGUUCUACGGGACUUCAGGCGGUGAGAAGGCAGCUGUCGACCUUCCUGGCAUCGAAACAACCUAUUCCAUUGCCAAGCUUCAACCAGACACCGAAUAUGAAGUGUCGCUGGUUUCCAAACGUGGGGAUAUGAGAAGUGUUCCUGCCGUCAAUACCUUCACAACAGACCUUGAUGCUCCCAAGAACCUCCGAAAUGUGUCUCAGACAGAGGACAGCAUCACCUUGGAGUGGAAGAACACCAGAGCUGCUGCCAAUAAUUACAAGGUGAAGUUUUCACCACUGGCAGGAGGUGAACAUAUGGAAACAACUGUCGAGAGAAGUACUCAAUCAACCACCACCAUUAAGAUUACUGAUCUGCUGCCAGGUACGGAAUAUGGUUUUGGAGUCAGUGCCAUUAAAGACAACAGGGAGAGUGCCCCCGCUACCAUUAACGUGGCCACAGACUUGGACAGCCCAAAAGACCUGAGAGUAACCAAGACAACAGAGAACACAAUUACUGUGGAAUGGGAACGGCCACUGGCGGUAAUUGACCGAUACUUCAUCAUCUACAUCUCGUCCUCCGGUGAGAGGAAUGAAGAAAUAGUCUCUGCAGAUGCUGUGUCGUACAUCCUGUCUGGCCUCCAACCUGCAGCUGAGUACACCAUUAUUCUUAUAGCACAGCGAGGUAAACAGAAGAGCAGUGCCUCCACCACCAGCGCCUCCACAGGCCUUGGACCACUGCGAGGUCUUAAAUUUUCUGAGGUAUCUCCCACAAGUACCUCGGUGACUUGGGAAGCUCCCUUAGCUCCUGUUGACAUGUUUGUUGUGAAUUAUAAUCCUAAAACACAUGGAGAAACACAGCAGGUUAUUGUGAAGGGAGACCAGAAUACAGUCGCUCUCACUGAUCUGAAGCCUGGCACUGAGUAUGUGGUGACGCUUAUGGCUCUUCAAGGCACAGCAAGAACAGAGCCCUUGGUUGGAUCUGUCACUACAGCGAUGUCAGAGGGGACUGUCACUCCUCAUCCGUAUGGAAGCACCACAGUCCCAGUUUCCGUGAUAUUAGAAGCUUCUGUGCCGGAGUUUUCUGGGGCUGGUGACGGUCAAAUCAGUAACCUAACUGUUUCUAAAGUGACCUCGGAUGGUAUCCACCUUGCCUGGAUGACAGAAACAGGAUUCUAUGACUAUUUUAUCAUAAAGUAUAGGAGUGAGUUUGGAUCCGAUGAUGAGGCAGAGAUCUCCAUGCCUGGUGAUGUGUUAACUUCCGAACUAAAAGGCCUAAUGCCUUCCACUCCUUAUAAAAUAACUCUUUACGGAAUUGCCGGUGGUCAACGCUCAGAGCCGCUGAAUAUUAUAGCCACCACAGAAUCCCUUGAUAACACCACUGCACAUUCUCCAAGCACAGAAAUCGCCAAGCCAGAGAACCUUGCGGUAACAAAUGUGACUUCCAACAGUUUCCAGCUAUCAUGGGCUGCCCACUCCGGAGCCUUUGAUAGUUUUCUUAUAACAGUAAAGGAUGUUAAUGGAUUGGGCAGGCCUUUGAAGAUUUCUCGCCUUGCUGGUCAACAUACAGCUGAUAUAACAGGGCUGGUACCUGGUACUGAUUACAAGAUUGAUCUAUAUGGAGUUGUUCAAGGCCAGCUGUCACAACCACUGACAGAGAUUGCGAGAACAGAAUCUGAACUUGACAACUUAAUGGUGUCAGAUGUUACCUCGGGCAGCUUCAGACUCUCCUGGACAGCUGAUGGUCCCUAUGAAAACUUUGUUAUAGAAAUUACAGACUCUGAUGGGUUACUCGAACCACUAACAUACACACUACCAGGCGAUCAGCAUUCCAUAGACAUCCCAGACCUGCCUGCUGCUACUGACUAUGAGAUUUCCAUCUAUGGUAUAAUCCAUGGUCAGCCGACAAAGCCGCUUUACACUGAAGCUCACACAGAGGCUGAACCUGAAGUGGAUCACCUAAGUGUUUCUGAAAUUACCUCAAAUGGCUUCAAACUUUCUUGGACAACAGAUGACAGUCCCUUUGAUUACUUUAAUAUUAGAGUUAGGGAUUCCAAAAAGGAACAUCUUCCUCUGGAAUACACAUUGUCAGGUGAUCUGCGAACUACUGACAUCCAAGGUCUGCAAGAUGGUACUGAGUAUGAUAUUUCUUUAGUUGGUGUUACAGAAGGACGACAAUCACAGCUAAUAAGUACCACUGCAAUUACAGGGGUGGGAGCUCCCAAAGGUCUAGAGCUUUCAGAUGUCACUGACACCACGGUGACAGUCAGCUGGGACCUUCCCAGAGCACAGGUCACCAGUUUCAAGAUCAUUUAUGAGCCUACUGAUGGAGGCGAAAGCACCACCGUGACUGUUGAUGGCAGCAAGUAUCAAACUGUACUGCACAACCUGAUCCCGGCCACUCGGUACGAAAUCAAAGUCAUCUCUGUUAAAGGGUUUGAGGAGAGUGAACCAACUUCAGGCACAGUGAGAACAGUCUUGGACAGUCCAUCGGACUUGAGGAUUCUGAAUACAACAGAGUCUAAAUCCCUGCUGUCAUGGAAACCAAGUAUUGCAGCAGUGGAUGAAUAUAUCAUCACCUACAGUGCUGAGAAUGGGUCACCAGUAACAAAGAGGGUUUCGGGAAAUCUGAUUCAGUUGGAACUCAGCAACCUUUUGCCUGGGACCCGCUACAGUGUGUUGAUCUAUGCCGUGAAAGGCUCCCUCAGAAGUUCUACCUCCGACACCUCUUUCACCACCGCCAUUGAUUCACCCAGAGACUUGAGAAUAAGCGAUAUUACAAUGAAUGAUGCCCUCAUUUCAUGGAAGCCUCCACAAGCUCGGAUCAGUGGGUACAUUCUGACAAUCGAAUCUGAAGACAGCAAAACACAAAAAGUCGAGUAUUUUGGAGCUACAAAAAGCUCAUACAGCCUAGGGCAACUGGAGCCAUCAACAAGCUACAAUGUGAGACUCCAGGCAUAUGCAGAGUCAGAAAGGAGCAACGUAAUAGAGACCGACUUCAGAACAGUUGGAUUCCUGUACCCCUUCCCCAAGGAUUGCUCUCAAACCUUGCUGAAUGGUGAGACCAGUUCUGGACUCCAAACCAUUUUCUUGAAUGGAAAUCGCUCUCAGCCGCUCCAGGUGUACUGUGACAUGACCACUGAUGGAGGGGGCUGGAUGGUGUUUCAGAGGCGUGAGAAUGGCCAAGUGGAUUUCUUCAGGAACUGGAAGAACUACACUGCUGGAUUUGGUAAUCCUUCAGGCGAGUUCUGGUUGGGCCUUGAGAACCUGCACAAGAUUACAUCAGAGGGACGUUAUCAACUCCGUGUAGAUCUCCAGGAUGAAGGGGACACUGCUUAUGCAGUUUAUGACAAGUUUGUUGUAUUAGACGCCAGAAGUCGAUACAAAUUGCAUAUUGGAGCGUACAGAGGAACAGCAGGUGAUUCUCUGUCCUACCACGAAGGUCGGCCAUUCUCCACAAGGGACAGAGACAAUGACGUUGCUGUGACCAACUGUGCUCUGUCUUACAAGGGAGCCUGGUGGUACAAGAACUGCCACAGGGUAAAUCUGAAUGGGAGAUAUGGAGUUGAAAACCACAGCCAGGGCAUCAAUUGGUACCAUUGGAAGGGCCAUGAGCAUUCGAUUGAAUUUGUUGAAAUGAAAUUGAGACCGCAUACCUUCAGAGGCCUUCAGAGAAAGAAGAGAGCACAGAAAAAGCACUAAGUAACCAAACUAGCUGAAAACGUUAAAGGUUCAUAAUGUACAGAAACAUCAAUAAUUUAGCUCGCAUUCGAGUUAUUGGGUUAUAUGAGCCUCGCUAGGAAAGCUCUCUCACCUUACAUGGGUUUAGCUCCACUCAGUUUAAACACCAAAGAUAAUUUUGACAAUAAUUAACAUAGGUUGCUAUUGCUUUUAGGCUCAUAGCUUUAUAUAUGUUGCUCAGAGGGCAGGGGUGGGCCUUGUAUGUACAUCAUUACGCCUGCACAGACAUCAGAGUGUAUUGUCUAUGUUUCAUUCAUCAUGUUGGGGAUGUGUUGCUAUGGCAACAAGCUGACCAGUUGUUCUUAAAGAUUUAAUGUACAGAAGCUUCAUGUUCAACUAUCAAAUAUAUAAGCUGAACAUCUAGAUGUGGGUGCAGAGGUUUUACUUUGGAAACACGUUUGUGAUCUUUUACAGAAAGGGAGGUGUAAUUUGAGAAAGCAUAAACUGUUCCUUGCCAUUGAUUAGCAAUUUCAGGGUGCUGUAUUUUAAAAAUCAACCAAAUGUUGAUUCUGUUUAGGAAAGAACACAGCAAUGUAAAUACAAAAAACUAGGAGCCUUUACUCUUACAAAUUCCAUUUGUCCCCUUGAAUAGAAAAAAAUGCUCAGCAAAAUGCCUGUGAAUCACACAGAAUGAUACAGAAUUCCACACAACUCCUGUGAGUCAUUUUCUCAAAGAAGAUUACGUUUGGAUUGUUUAAAUAAUCACAACACAUCUUCCAUUUAUUUAAAUAGCAUGGCUUCUGUGCUGAAAUAAAAAGGGAAAAUAAUGAAACACUUUUCAGGAAUUCUAUUUUCAAAACAAAUGUAAAAUGUAAUAUUUUGUGUUUCAAGUAUCCACAACCAAAAGCAAAACAUUUCUUUUCCCCCUGAUUAUGGAAAGUCCUAACCAUGGAAAGACAUGAUCACUAAGUUAUACAGUACCACUACGACCAUGAUAUACGUUUGUAAAAUAAUGACUGUUUUUCACAGGAAUAAUUGCAAUGUAUGUUUUUGUGUACCCCUAAUUAAAAUAAAGUAAUGGUGUUUUAAUGAAUAAAGCUUGUAU